GCUCUUCCCCCGUGAUCCCGAAAGGGCUGCGGAGGUCAAUGCCUUGGUUCUACCGCCGCAAACUGAUCCCAUCCCGGCGGUCACCUACUCUGAACUCAGAGAGGCAGCCAAUGGUUUACGGAGAAGCGCGGCCCCUGGAAAGGAUGAUGUGACCAAUGGCGUCAUUCUCGAUACUCUCGAGGUGCUGAAGGACAACUGGUGUACCCAGUUCACUGAAGCCCUUGAGACUGGUAUAUAUCCCGAUGGAUGGAAGUCGUCCAAAGGGAUCUUCAUUCAUAAGGCCGGCAGAGACCCCACCAAGCCUAACGGCUGGAGGCCAAUCUGCCUGGUCG
Perkinsus marinus ATCC 50983 is the source of this 332-nucleotide messenger RNA. RefSeq lists its product as hypothetical. NCBI's taxonomy places the organism in Eukaryota, Perkinsozoa, Perkinsida, Perkinsidae. The annotation marks the transcript as partial. The transcript has a single exon. The record is from RefSeq and is a predicted model, not a curated record.